Molecule: messenger RNA, 436 nt
Organism: Caenorhabditis auriculariae
Lineage: Eukaryota; Metazoa; Nematoda; Chromadorea; Rhabditida; Rhabditidae
Source: the annotation of a GenBank genome assembly
AUGCCACCCAAGCCGUCCGCCAAGGGAGCCAAGAAGGCCGCCAAGACCCAGAAGGUCUCCACCGGAACCAAGAAGCGCCAUCACAAGCGCAAGGAGUCCUACUCCGUCUACAUCUACCGUGUCCUCAAGCAGGUAACCCCUUGUUUCUCAUCUUCCUCCAACUCAAAAGUGUUCUCUUUCUAAAAGUCCACUUCUGCAGGUUCACCCCGACACCGGAGUCUCCUCCAAGGCCAUGUCGAUCAUGAACUCGUUCGUCAACGACGUCUUCGAGCGGAUCGGAGCCGAGGCGUCGCGUCUGGCCCAGUACAACAAGAGAUCGACGAUCUCUUCUCGCGAAAUCCAGACCGCCGUCCGACUCAUCCUGCCUGGAGAACUCGCCAAACACGCCGUCUCCGAAGGCACCAAGGCUGUAACCAAGUACACCUCCAGCAAGUAA